UACUGGCCGGCAAGGCCCUGCUAGAGCAUAAACCUGAAGGUUCAGCCUCACGAGAGUUGGGGCAGGCCUGGACGCGUGGGGACCGUGGCCAUGCAGGAACUCCUCAAGCGCUACCCCAAAAACUGCCUGCUGACUGUCAUGGACAGAUAUGCGGCGGUGGUAAGGGACAUGGAGCAGGUGGUCAUGAUGCCCAGCUUGCUGCAGGACCCCUCGGGGCCAGCUGACCUCUAUCACUACUACCUGAUGCUUAAGGCCAUCCGUGUGGACGUGGACCAUGGGCUACUGCCCCGGGAGGAGUGGCAGGCCAAGGUGGCCGGGGGAGCCACCCUGAGGACUGAGAGACAGGCCAGCAGAGAAGGUGCUGAGGAAGACGAGGAGAGGCCCCCUGAGGCCCUAGACCUGGAAGCCCAGUUUCACCUGCAUUUCUGCAGCCUCCACCACAUCCUCACCAGUCUCACCCUGAAGGCUGAGGAGGUGACCAGGAGAUACCAGGAACUCACGGGACAGGCCACAUAGGGCCUGGGCCCUGGAAAGGCGACUUCCCGGGCCGGACGCAGACUGCGUGGUAGGAUUUGGGCACUAGCUAACUGCUAGUGCAGGAUGGAGGGAUUUGAUGGAUCAAAGCUUCCACCUUGGCCACCUUUGCUGUGUGUGACCCUGGGCUGGUUGGUCACCCACCUCAGUGGGAGUGGCCCGUCCUCGAGAAAAAGGCAAUAAUGGAACCCACAUUCCAGGCUGUUGGGCGAAUCUAACAAAAGGACAAGUCAAAAGUGAGAGACUGAUAACCUCCUCCUGCUUUCACAGUACCUGCUCCAACUCAAGCUUUGGAUC
Messenger RNA from Suncus etruscus (white-toothed pygmy shrew), 831 nucleotides. RefSeq names its product thyroid hormone responsive (gene THRSP). The record is from RefSeq and is a predicted model, not a curated record. Bases 91 to 516 code for a protein of 141 amino acids. Gene Ontology annotation, biological process: regulation of lipid biosynthetic process. Gene Ontology annotation, cellular component: cytosol. Lineage: Eukaryota; Metazoa; Chordata; Mammalia; Eulipotyphla; Soricidae. The transcript is spliced from 2 exons.